AUGUCCAAGGAAACAGAAAUGACGGGAUGCGGAAUUACUAUCAUUAAUCGGCAAAGUACCGUCCUUGAAUUGUUUUUAAACUUUGUACAGACCCACGAAACCACUGUCGUGAGUCCUAAAUUUACUAUUAACGGCGUAAUAACUUUUGAAUUCAAAGUGGAAAGAAGAGAUACAGAUCGCUUUUCAUUAUUUGUUCGUUAUAAAAAGAAGAGAGUAAAUGAUAAGUUAGACUAUGGUAUAAAAUACACACAUUGGACAGAACGAGAGAUGAAAUUUAACAAUCCAGAUAUAUGGCACUUUGUAUGUUCUAACGGCUCUUGCACUGGCACUGGAACUAUUUCAGUAGAAGUAAACUUAGAAACUUUGUCAAGCCCUUGUGCAUCUCUUUACGAAGAUACCGAAUUGACUGAUUUUAAGUUGCUCGGGGACGACGGCUAUGUACUGCUGCACAAGGCCAUCGCGGCAGCUUACAGUCCCUUCUUUAAAAAUAUGUUUUUGGGACAAUGGAAGGAAACAACCGAAGGAGUCAUUGAGGUCUCGGGCAUUUCAAAAGCAACGUUAGAACACUUCAAAGAGUAUAUGUACUUAGGAACUUUUCCCGAUACCUGUUUAACACAAUUAUUACUAUUGGCAAAGUUUUAUAUGAUGGAAGAUUUAGAAAGCCGAUGUUUAUUUAAACUACGAUCCCAAGUGACGAAAGAUAAUGUCUUUGAUUUGUUAGAGUUCGCUGUAACAAACAAACAAACGCGGCUCCUCUACGAAAUUUUAGAUGUCGCGCAGCAAGGUGAUCUUAAAGUGGAUGAAUUAGAAGAAUUCCAGAAAUACCUCUAA
Messenger RNA from Arctia plantaginis, 831 nucleotides. Lineage: Eukaryota; Metazoa; Arthropoda; Insecta; Lepidoptera; Erebidae. The record is from the annotation of a GenBank genome assembly.